GUUCAGACUUCCGGUGUGCACGUCCGGCCGGCUGGCACUGAGGAAGCCAUGGUGCGGUUCAAGCACAGGUACCUUCUGUGUGAAUUGGUGUCAGAUGACCCCCGCUGCCGCCUAACUCUGGACGACCGAGUGUUGGGCAACCUUGUACGGGACACGAUAGCCCGAGUGCACGGGACUUUCGGCGCCGCCGCCUGCUCGAUCGGCUUCGCAGUUCGAUACCUCAAUGUCUAUACUGGAAUAGUGCUGCUUCGAUGCCGGAAGGAGUUCUACCAGCUUGUGUGGUCAGCUCUUCCUUUCAUCACAUACUUGGAGAACAAGGGGCACCGCUAUCCUUGUUUUUUCAACACACUGCACGUGGGAGGUACAAUUAGAACAUGUCAGAAGUUCCUGAUUCAGUACAACAGGAGACAGCUGUUGAUCCUGUUGCAGAGCUGCACUGAUGAAGGAGAGCGGGAAGCUAUCCAGAAAUCUGUCACCAGAAGCUGUUUACUAGACGAGGAGUCUGGUGAGGAGCUUUCGGACAGUGGUGGUGAGGAAGCCACAGAAACAAUGGAGUAAACUCUGUUCGCCAUGCAGCAGGCUGCAGUAGGCCGGGGCCACUUGGGGAACUGGACAUUCUAGGGGGCAGGAGCAGCAUGUUCCACAGUUCUCCAAACUGGAGGGCUCCCAACCAGGGGACCAGUGACCAGCUUGACAUGGAAGAGUUAAACUGGUUUCCUUUGUCUAGCAUCCCUUGGGUAAGUGGUUGUGUAGGCUGUGAAGGCUCUAUAGACAACUUUUAUAUCUAAAUGCUUGGAUGAGAGUAGGCUGAAUAAAUGUACUUGGCUUCUGUAACCUUCAGCUAAGUUACAGAAUGGUGCUAUGCUCUGUAACCAUAUGUCCCCCCCACACCUCAAGUGCUCACAGGUUGGGCUUUUGGGGGGUGAUUAUGGGUGAUACUCAGUGGAUUAGUCCACUGGUGUGUUUAUAGGUAGAUGGAAUAUUAGGUGGUGACAUGUGCUUAGAGAGGGGGUCACUGGGGUGUGCCCAAAAAGGGCAGUUACCCACCUCCUCCUCCGCUUCCUCAUGGCCACGCCUCCUGCCUUGAAGCCAGCCUACUUCAGACUGAAACCUCUACAAACUGAGCCGAAAUAAAUCAUGCCUCACAGUUGUGUCUCAGCAACAGGGCUUACAGAAUUUAUGCUUGACCAAGUCUUUCCCCAUCUACAGCCCUGGCCUUGGUGAGAAGAUUGGCUCCUUGUGUAAUGAGUUUCAAAUGUUCAGUGUUCCACCUGAGGCUUUGCACCUCCAAUUCCCAAUUUGGACUCUAAGCAAGACAAGUCAUUUGUAGUAGAGAUAUAAGUGAGAAACAACAAUUAAAUUUUGUACAUCAUCUA
Messenger RNA from Chinchilla lanigera (long-tailed chinchilla), 1376 nucleotides. RefSeq names its product POP5 homolog, ribonuclease P/MRP subunit (gene Pop5). Bases 49 to 558 code for a protein of 169 amino acids. Gene Ontology annotation, cellular component: ribonuclease P complex. Gene Ontology annotation, molecular function: ribonuclease P RNA binding. The record is from RefSeq and is a predicted model, not a curated record. Gene Ontology annotation, biological process: tRNA 5'-leader removal. The transcript is spliced from 5 exons. NCBI's taxonomy places the organism in Eukaryota, Metazoa, Chordata, Mammalia, Rodentia, Chinchillidae.